GAAACGAAAUGAAUUAGUAACAAGUAACAAAGCUGAACAACAACAGUAAACGCCUUCCGCUUUUGUAUGGGGGUAGUCGAAUAGUUUACAUGUCCACAGCUGUCCAACGGUCAAAAUUUUGCCAUCAAUAAGUGAAAUCUUGGGUUCAGCAGUCACAGUAGAGCCACCAUGUCGAACUACGGAACCAUACGAGAGUACCGAGAUGACCCCAACUACCGAGAGUAUCGAGACAGCGAUGACUCGUCUUCCGUCAGCGAGAUCACCGAGACCAUUCGCAGCAACAUCUUCAAGGUCAACAAUGGCGCCAAUGUGUUGGAGCGCACCAUGAAAACGCUGGGCACUCCCAGGGACAACACACAGCUACGAGACAAAAUUCAUGAAACUUCGCAGAGCACGAACAAAGUUGUCCAAGCGACCACUCGUCUUCUACGCACGGCAGCCACAAAGAGGGCAGACAGACAACAGAAAAUCCAGUUGGAUUUAUUGAAAAGCAAUUUCCAAGAUGCAGUCCAGAGAUUUCAGCAGUUGCAAAAGAAAGUGGCUGAGAAAGCGAAGAGCUCUGUCAAACUGGGGAAUCAGUCUUCCCAGCAGCCUCUUAUUGGAAUAGCGGACGACGACGACCGCACGGCUCUUGUCCAGGAGGAACAGCAGCGAGUACAGCAACUACAGGAGCAGGAGGCCGUGAUUGAGGACGACCUGGCCCUCAUACGGGAGAGAGAGGAGAGGAUACAUCAGUUGGAGUCGGAUAUUUUAGACGUCAACGAAAUCUUCCGUGAGCUCGGAGCUUUGGUACACACACAGGGAGAGGUUUUGGACACAAUUGACAGCAAUGUGGAGGCCGCUGCCAGUCACGUGGAGGAAGGCAACGAGCAGUUGGUGAAGGCUGCUGAGUACCAGCGGAAGUCGAGGAAGAAGAUGUGCUGUCUGGCUGUGAUUCUCCUUGUCAUCGCCAUCAUCGUCACCAUCAUCAUCGUGGUUGCAAUCAAAUCCUAAGUCUCGGAAUUGUCCCGAUUGCUUUUGCGCUCGUUGCUGAAUCGAUCAAACGGAUUGACGUUCCCGAAGAUCAAGAGAAUGAUGUUGAAAAGAAGUAUUGAGGACGGAUUCAGAUUAGGAAUGGAGUGUUGGGUGCAAGAUUUCAGGAAAAUAUGUUGUUGCCAAAGGCGGCUUCAAGUUGUGUCAACUGAUUUUUUUUUCCUGUAAUUUAUAAGCAUCGAUGCUUAAUCAUUCCACAUAAUAUUCUUGUUUUGUUUUUGUUUUUUUAUUUGUAUUUUCGUUUUUGUACUAUUUUUAUCUUCAUGAAGUGGGAGAUUUUUAGUUAAAAUGAAAAUGUUUUUUGUUUGUUUUUUAAUACCUUUUCAAUUGGAAAAUCGAUUCCCGAUUUCUUGAGCCUAUGAUAUUUUUAUGAAAUGUUCCUGUUUGUGUUUUGUACUUGGACUUGCUGCAGCUAUGUCGUGUGUUGUUUAUGACUCUCAAGGUCGUUGUUCAUGCUCAGAAAGUAUGUGAGUGGGUGGUUGGCAGGUGCUCUGGUGUGGUUUGCUCCUUUUUUCCUAUCAAACAUCUAUCGUCUUUAUCUCCCCUCCUUCUUUUUUGUGUUUGUUACUCUCUUGUAACACCUCUAAUCUUCGGCACUUAUAUAACCUUAUUGUGUUGCAAGUGCUGUAAAACUCUUACUGAAACUAAAAAAAGAAAGUAUGUGAUCCUGAAGAGGAAGAACAUACGUGUGUCAUAUUUGUGUGAAUAUUUUUCUGAACAAGCAAAUGAUUACUGUUAUCUGCUUAACUCGAAUAUUGUUUAUCGGAAAAAAAUGGCGGAAAAAGAAAAAA
This is a messenger RNA of Aplysia californica (California sea hare), 1823 nucleotides long. Its product is annotated as syntaxin-7. Gene Ontology annotation, cellular component: endomembrane system; membrane; SNARE complex. The transcript has 10 exons. The coding region runs from base 169 to 993 and encodes 274 amino acids. Gene Ontology annotation, biological process: vesicle fusion; intracellular protein transport; vesicle-mediated transport. Gene Ontology annotation, molecular function: SNARE binding; SNAP receptor activity. The record is from RefSeq and is a predicted model, not a curated record. NCBI's taxonomy places the organism in Eukaryota, Metazoa, Mollusca, Gastropoda, Aplysiida, Aplysiidae.